This is a messenger RNA of Bufo bufo (common toad), 8101 nucleotides long. It is a transcript of the gene ZEB2, whose product is annotated as zinc finger E-box binding homeobox 2. The transcript has 10 exons. Gene Ontology annotation, biological process: anatomical structure development; regulation of transcription by RNA polymerase II. Gene Ontology annotation, molecular function: RNA polymerase II cis-regulatory region sequence-specific DNA binding; DNA-binding transcription factor activity, RNA polymerase II-specific. The record is from RefSeq and is a predicted model, not a curated record. Lineage: Eukaryota; Metazoa; Chordata; Amphibia; Anura; Bufonidae. Bases 1611 to 5357 code for a protein of 1248 amino acids.
CCCCACCCCCAGACAUACUGCCCCUCAACCGUACCGUGAGCCCCCUUCUACCUGUUUAGCCAGGUAAUGGGGAGGGGGGGGGGUGCCUUUUUUUUUAUUUCUUUUUCUUUUUUUUUUUAACUUAUAUUAAAUUGCAAAUUAUUCAGAAAUGCAACACACAGGUCUCCCCUUAAAGUUGUCUAAUCACAUUCAUCACCCUGAGAAAGAUUUACAUACAUUUCUGUUUUUAGUUCAUCUUGUGACUCUUUUCCCAGAAACACUUCAGGGCUGUUAAUUGAGCGAGUUUCAUUUCUGUAUUUUAUUUUAUUUUUAAAUUUUAUUUUAGAUUUUAUUGUAUCUUCUUGCCCAAAUGAAGUCCUUAGGCGCUUCUACCUUUGGAUACAUUGUUGCAUUUCAUUUUAUAGAUAGAUUUAUAUAUUAUUAUUUUUUUUUUUUUAAUAGGAUGACUUUAUUUUGUCAUCGCACAGUUUAGACACCUAUUUGUGGGAUGGUCCUGGGUGCUGUGCAGUUUGAUGUCCAUUCCAUGACCCCCCCCCCCCCCAUCCUUCCAAUUUUGCAGUCAUUUGAUAGAAAAAAAAAAUUAAAAAAAAAGUUGCCUUCUUUCAGACUGGCCAUUUAUUUCACUGUGCGGUUUUGUAGUAGUAUUGGCUGGUGAAGUUUGUUGCAGUCGUGUUUGUUUGCUUUUAGUGUGAGUGUGUGUCAUUUGUUUAUAGGCAGCCUGCGUUAUUAGUAAACCUUCAUUCACACUUUGUUAAAAAAAAAAAAAAAAAAAGGUUUGUCUUGGCCAAAGUGAGACAGUGCCUAGGUGCUAGGAUUGGGCGAAUGCUCAGGGUUAGCAAGGGUUAACUGCUCUUGUCUUAAGGGUUACAUUUAUUUUACAAUCCCCCCCCCUUUUCCAAAACUGGAACCCCCUUGUCCUUAUCUCCCCUUACCUAAAGUGCAACUUUUUUUAAACUACACAUAAAAGCCCCCCCCCCCCCCCUGCAGAAUAACGGUGCAGUCCCCUUCACUUACAUUCUAGGAGGACACUACAGCCAGCUCUGCUACACACAGAAGGGGGUGGGGGGUUGAGGGGGGGGACGACGACACUCUUUUUGAUUCUUGCAUAGACUUCUGCCAGUCCAUGUGGUGGGAGCCUUCCAGCCUGGGUGUCACUGUCUCUCUCUCUCUCCAAGUUCACAAGGUUUCAUUACAGUCCACUACUAUCCAAGGAUCUGCAUCUCCCAUUACACUCAACACCCCCCCCCCCCCCCCCCUCCCUAAAGAGUUGUGCAAAAAAAAAAAAAAAAAGGCUUCUGGCCGAGGAUGCAGGUGGGGGAAGCUUUGACUCACCAUUGCAAGAUGUAAUUCUUGUAUUCAUUCUGCUUUGCAACCCUUAAGACAACAGCGAGAAGAUCACUGCUGUGAGGGUGGGGGAGAGACAGACAGACCCUGGAAGAAAGGGGGUCUGUGGGAGACUUUUUUUUUUUUUUGGGGGGCAUUCUUUGGCGCCCUGUGUUUAAAUGGGAUCUACCAAUGCCCACACUGUGCUGUGUUUGGUUGAUAGAGUCUGCGUGCUGCUGAUAUACAGUCGGAGCCCAUGAGAACUAGCUUCUGAUCCACUGUUAUCAAUGAAGCAGAUGAUGGCGGAUGGCCCCAGGUGUAAGAGGCGAAAACAAGCCAAUCCAAGGAGGAAAAACGGAGGACUUAUAUUACACAUUGACAGAGAUGAGCAGGACCUAUCCCUUCUACCAGAGCGACACCCAAAUAUUUGUAGGAGGAAAGACUCCCGCAAUAUUUUGAAUUACGACAAUGUAGUGGACACGGGUUCGGAAACAGAUGAAGACGACAAGCUUCAAAUUGCUGAAGAUGACAGUAUUAUUACCACUUUGGACCAGGAAACCAGUCCAGCCAGUAUGCUCAACCAUGAGUCUUCUCCACAUGCCAACCAGGCUUUACUGGCUAGAGAAGAAGAGGAAGAUGACUUGAGAGAUUUGAGAGAUGGAGGAAUGGAUCACAGUUGGCACAAUGAUGAUCUCCUGAAAACGCCUAUAGAUGGCUCUGAUGAAAUGAAGGGAGAAUAUGACUGUAUGGGGCCAGAAGCCACUCACGCAACCACUAUAAACAACGGUACAGUGAAGAACACGAAUUGCACUUCGGAAUUUGAGGAGUAUUUCGCCAAAAGAAAAAUGGACGAUGGCGUCGGGCACGGAGUUAGCAUAGCGGAGUACCUGCAUCGCAGUGACACGGCCAUAAUUUACCCAGAAGCCCCUGAGGAGCUUUGCCGCUUGGGUACCCCAGAGGCCAACGGUCAGGAAGAGAAUGACCUACCACCUGGAACACCAGAUGCCUUUGCCCAGCUGCUGACCUGUCCCUAUUGCGACCGAGGCUACAAGCGGUUGACGUCACUAAAGGAGCACAUCAAAUACCGCCAUGAGAAGAACGAGGAGAACUUUUCCUGUCCUCUCUGUAGCUAUACGUUUGCCUACCGCACCCAACUCGAGCGGCAUAUGGUGACGCACAAGCCAGGGAGAGAUCAGCACCAACUGUUGACCCAGGGAGCUAGCAAUCGCAAGUUCAAGUGCACAGAGUGUGGCAAGGCAUUCAAGUACAAACACCAUUUAAAGGAACACCUGCGAAUACAUAGCGGGGAGAAACCAUAUGAAUGCCCAAAUUGCAAGAAACGCUUCUCCCAUUCAGGGUCCUACAGUUCACACAUUAGCAGUAAAAAAUGCAUUGGCCUAAUCUCUGUGAACGGGAGGAUGAGAAACAACAUGAAGGCGGGUUCAUCUCCUAACUCUGUGUCUUCAUCUCCCACUAACUCAGCCAUAACACAACUCCGGCACAAACUGGAGAAUGGUAAACCACUCGGUAUGACUGACUCUUCAGGCUUGUUGAAGAUCAAAACUGAAACGCUAGAUUAUAAUGAUUAUAAACUUCUUAUGGCAGCCACUCACGGGUUCAACGGUCCUAAUCCAUUUAUGAAUGGUGGUCUUGGAGCAACCAGCCCCCUCGGAAUUCACUCCUCAGCGCAAAGUCCAAUGCAGCACUUAGGUGUCGGGAUAGAAGCAUCGUUACUUGGGUAUCCAACCAUACACAGUAAUUUAAGUGAGGUGCAGAAGGUCUUAGAAAUUGUGGACAACACCGUUUCUAGACAGAAGAUGGAAUACAAGAAUGAUGAAAUUGCAAAGUUGAAGGGCUAUCACAUGAAAGAAACAGGACCUCAAGGAGAGGAUCAAGGUAUGACAUCUCCUGGUAUUCCACAAGUCGGUCUUCCUGUAGUAAGUCAUAAUGGUGCCACUAAAAGUAUUAUAGACUAUACGUUGGAGAAGGUGAAUGAAGCCAAAGCUUGUUUACAGAGCUUGACCACGGAAUCAAGAAGGCCAUUUAACAGUAUUAAGAAGGAAAAGUUACGUACUUUGAUAGACCUUGUAAGUGAAGAAAAGAUGUUAGAGAGCCAUAAUAUAUCCACUCCAUUUUCUUGCCAGUUUUGUAAAGAAAGUUUUAACGGCCCCAUUCCUUUACAUCAACAUGAACGAUACUUAUGUAAAAUGAAUGAGGAAAUAAAAGCAGUCCUCCAACCCAGUGAAAAUCUAAUUCUCAAUAAACAGGCAAUGUUUGCUGAGAAACAAGCACUCUUGCUGUCGUCGGUACUUUCCGAGAAAGGAAUGACUAGCCCAAUCAACCCAUACAAGGACCACAUGUCUGUACUUAAAGCUUAUUACGCUAUGAAUAUGGAACCUAACUCUGAUGAACUACUGAAAAUUUCCAUAGCAGUUGGCCUUCCUCAGGAAUUUGUGAAGGACUGGUUUGAACAAAGAAAAAUCUACCAAUAUGCAACUUCCAGGUCACCGUCUUUGGAAAGGACCAGUGUGGAAGUGGCUCCAGUAAACACCACUCCCACUAAAGACUCUCUGUCAGCUAGAUCACCAGUAAAACCUGUGGAUUCUAUCACUUCACCGUCUAUAGCGGAACUUCAUAACCGGGUAUCUAAUUGUGAUACACCUCUCAGGCUAACAAAACCUAGUCAUUUUGCUGGUCUGAAGCCAGUCGUAGAUAAAUUGGACCACUCCAGGAGCAAUACUCCAUCUCCAUUAAAUCUUUCUUCCACAUCUUCUAAAAACUCCCAUAGUAGUUCUUACACUCCAAACAGUUUUUCCUCAGAGGAGCUUCAAGCUGAGCCUUUGGACUUAUCUGUGCCAAGACUAAUGAAGGAAUCGAAAAGUGUUACAGCCGCAAGGAACAAAACCAAACCUAAUAACAUCACUAUUGAACACAACAGUGUUCCUUUACUUUCUGACAUGGUAGAUGAGCCCCUGAACUUAACGUACAUUAAGAAAGAAUUUUGUAAUGCUAAUAAUCUGGACAAAAGCACUAACCCACUAUUUGGUCUGAAUCCAUUUAGUGGAAAACCUUUGUACACGGCGCUUCCACCACAGAGCGCCUUUCCACCAGCCACUUUUAUGCCGCCAGUACAGGCUAAUAUCCCUGGGUUGCGACACUACCCAGGGCUUGAUCAAAUGAGCUUCCUUCCACACAUGGCCUACACAUACCCAACUGGAGCAUCUACAUUUCUUGAUAUGCAGCAGCGGAGGAAAUAUCAGCGAAAACAGGGAUUUCAGGGUGAAAUGCUUGAUGGAACCCCGGAUUACAUGUCAGGUCUAGAUGAUAUGACGGAUUCUGACUCCUGCCUGAGCCGAAAGAAGAUUAAAAAGACAGAGAGUGGCAUGUACGCGUGUGAUUUAUGUGAUAAGACAUUCCAGAAAAGUAGCUCCCUCUUGAGACAUAAAUACGAACAUACAGGAAAAAGGCCACACCAGUGUCAGAUUUGUAAAAAAGCAUUUAAACAUAAACACCAUCUAAUAGAACAUUCACGUCUGCACUCCGGCGAAAAGCCAUACCAAUGUGACAAGUGCGGGAAGCGUUUCUCACAUUCUGGGUCCUACUCACAGCACAUGAACCAUAGGUAUUCCUACUGUAAAAGAGAGGCCGAAGAAAGGGAGGCCGCGGAGAGGGAAGCCAGAGAGAAGGGUCAUUUAGAACCGACAGAGCUGCUGAUGAAUCGAGCUUACUUACAGAGUAUAACACCUCAGGGCUACUCUGACUCAGAGGAAAGAGAAAGUAUGCUGAGAGAUGGAGAGAUUGAAAGAGAGCAUGACAAGGAGGUGGAGGACGUUUAUAAGCUUGGAAGACAAGAUGGAGAUGAAGAGUUUGAAGAGGAAGAGGAAGAAAGCGAGAAUAAGAGCAUGGACACGGAUCCGGACACGAUCAGAGAUGAGGAAGAGAAUGGUGAACAUUCAAUGGACGAUAGUUCAGAGGAUGGUAAAAUGGAAAUAAAGUCAGACCAUGAAGAAGAAAACAUGGAGGAUGGCAUGUAAUAAACUACUGCAUUUUAAGCUUCCGAUUUUCUCCAGUAGUCUUGUUACCUGCUUGAAAACUCUGCUGUGUUUAAGCUGUUCAUGCACGUGCCUGAAGCUUCCACGAAGCCUGUAUAGAUGAACUGAUGGGGGUGGGUGGGCAGUUCUGCCAAAAACAAACAAAAAAAAAGUUAAAUGAAGUUUGAGGUGGUCUUUGUUGAGAACUGCAUUAUGCAAACUUUUUGUACAGUAUUAAAGGCCUAGAAACUGUGUGGUUUCAGAGACUAAACCCUGUGUUUAAUAGCAUUUAUUCUUUAAGCACAAAAUAGUUAAUUGUACGAAUUGCACUCUACUUAUAUAUCACUACAGACUUAAAAAAAAAAAAAAGAUAUUUCUAAUUUAUAUUAAUACAUUUAAAAUUAAAAAAAAAAAAGUGCCCGCACUGCUGUACAUCAGUAUUAUCAUUUCACUUUAAUUUAAGGUGCUCGCACUGCAAUACGACUUUUAUUAAAACUCCUUCAUAACUUUACUUUCCUAUUCUCAGUUUUCUCAGUUUCAUGGUAGAUAACCACACAAUUUUAGGCCUAUUUUUAAUUUAAUUUUUAUUUUAUUUUAUUUUUCAAAUUAUAAUGUAAAGGAACAUGAAGUGAUGCAUGUGUAAAAAAAAAAAAGGAGAUUCCGAAGUCUUAAGAGUGACCUGGAUAUGGUGGUUAAAAGAAAGGUGAUGACAAAGAAAGCCUUUGUAAGGUGUUUUUAAAAGAAAAAAAAGCCUUAUAUGCAAACCUUUUAAUCUGUGUGUUUCUGCAAGUGCCAUCCUUGUACAGUGUUAAGAAGGUAACAAGUGUUACCCAAUGCACCAGCUUCAGUGUUAAGCUUACCCUGUUCUUUGAAGCACCCAUGUCAGUAUUAGAAUAGGCGGCAGUUCCUUAGUUUACAUGUGUUUGUGCAAUUUUUUCUGUAAUUUUUUUUUGUUCAUUAAUUUUGUCAGUAUUACACCAAACUUUUUUUUUGCAAGUUUUUUUUGCAUUCAUUUAAUUUUAGGUCAAAUAACAUUUUAUUUAUGUGGCUCAUUUUAUAUUUCCUAAUUUUAUUUAUUUCAUACUGUAGUGUACAGUAUAAUAGUUCUUCAAUAUAGAUAUAUUUUAGUAAAAAAGGAACAUGAUGUUGAUCACUUGGGCAAAUUUUACGUAAAGAGAAGAGCAUUUAUGUGUUUUGAAACCUUAAUUUUGAAAUGCAAUUUUUUUUUUCAAUUUUAUUAUUAUUAUUUUAUUUUUGUUCGUUUUAUUAUUAUUUUUUUUUUCUUUUCUUUCCAAUUACUGGAAAUUCCAAAUUUGGGAACUUUUGAUACGAUCUUGUGAAAACACUGUAUUUUCAACUGAAAAAAUUCCACUUUCUUCAUCUUGUUUUAUAGCUAAAAAAAAGAGGGACUGUUAAAUACAAUGUAUAAUACCAUGACAAAAAAAAUCUUUCCUGACUUGUCUUUGUAAAAGUAUUAUUGAAUUUUCAAUUUGUAAUUUCUCUUGAAAAUGACCAUGCUCAAAUAAAAAAAAAAUGUAGCCAAACUAUGCAAAGUGUGACUGACUACUUAAAGAUACUUUGGUGGGUUUUGUAGUGCUUAUUGAUAAAGUAAUUUUAUAUGUUUAUAUUCUAUUUGCAAACACGGCUAUAUUGAUGACUUAUCGGUAGACAAUUUGCACAUGUUAACCCUAGUUCAUACGUGUGGUUUCUCCAAGAACGGUAUUUAUGCUCCUGUGGAUUUGUGAUUUAUGUCAUCUGUGUUUGCCGAUGUUUAAAUAAGUGAAGUUUUAAUAUAAAUGAUAAAUAAUAAUAGACAAUGCUCAAAUAUAUUGAUACAAAAGUAAAAAAAAAAAAAAACAGAGCCCAUUCCUUAAUAUAGCUUAGAAUAUUUGUUAUGUUAUUUGCUGACACAUUUGUUUUUUAAUUACUGACAAAUACAUUCCCAAGACAAACGUUUAGGCACUAUCUUUUGGAGAGGUCAUGACUAUUUGAUUGGGAAGGGGGACCCCAAUGAUCCCAGAAAUGGGGGUGCAUUCCAAAUCUCUAACAGACUUUAUUGACAAGUGAUUGUGCAAAUAUGACCACUUCUCGACCUGCAAAGGGAACCAGACACCCCUUUUUCUUAAUGGGGGGACCCAGCAGUCAGAUGAAACAGAUCUGAUGUAUCCAAUUGAUAGUCCUUUAAACUUUGUCAUGGCAAAACCGCUUUAUGAAGUUUACAGGUGUAAAUAAAACACAUAAAUAUUGAAGCACCCCAAAAAUAUAAUAAAAGUAUAAAGCAAAAAAUACAUUUUAAUAAACUUCUAAUGAUACCACUGGUCUCAGAUACCUGAGCAAACACAAGUCAAUCAAGUAAUAUACAGUAUAUACAUUUAACUUGCUUAUCACCCACACCUUAAUGAUCUCGCGCUCUCUCUAUAUUUAUCUGUAUGCAUUAAAUUCCCAUAUUGGGUUUACUUACUUUUCAACAUUACAUUAGGACUGCAACAGCAAUUAUUUUCUCCCUGUUACUUCAUUAAACACAACAAAUAACAUGUCAAAUAAGUGAAAUGUCCGACUUGUUAUUUUUGUAUAUAGCAUGUAAUUUUUUUGUAUUUUAUUAAAAAUUUUUGCUUUGCUUUGACCAGAUUCACCCCUGGUUGUACCCUUACUAGACCAUUGUAAAUAUAUGAUGGGCAUAGAGGCCAAAUAAAAAAAAAAAUACAAUGUCGGUAAUUUACUGAAUCAUUUCAGUAAAAGAAAAUAAU